This is a messenger RNA of Neohortaea acidophila, 752 nucleotides long. RefSeq lists its product as uncharacterized. The transcript has a single exon. The record is from RefSeq and is a predicted model, not a curated record. Bases 444 to 752 code for a protein of 102 amino acids. NCBI's taxonomy places the organism in Eukaryota, Fungi, Ascomycota, Dothideomycetes, Mycosphaerellales, Teratosphaeriaceae.
CUCACAUGCUCGAUGUAAAGGCACAGCAUCUUGCGUGUGCCCUGCGACCAAUACGUGACACUUAUGUAAGGCAGUCGUCUCAAAGGGCAGUCCUGCAUUCCCGCGCGGAUGCAACAUCGUCCGGAACACGCGGCACAAUGUGAGCUGGCACUGCAACCAUGCCUUUGCUCCCCGCAUCCCAGACGACGCCUGCGCAUUCUCCUCGACCUGCUCAUCUCUCUGCAUCCGCUAUUCUAGCCCAUUGCUUUGAACAUCAGCGUUCUGCAGAAACAAAGGCCGCGCUCGCAAAUCUCUCCGCAUCCGCCGCCGCCGUUCCCCGCUGUCUCAUCAGUGCCGCCACCACCACCACCACCCGCACGCCACUUCAGCCAUCUCUCGGCAGGCAACACCUUACCACACGUCCACAACCCCUCAUCUAGCAAACCUCAAUACCAACCCCAAAAAUGGUCGCCACCUGGGCCAUCCCCGUCGGCGCCCUCUGCGGCCUCUCCGCGCUCGCAAUGUUCUUCUUCUGGUGGUGGUUCCCGCGCGUGUGGCGCAAAGGCAACAACCAAGAAGGUGAAAUGAUGGUGAUGGAGAAUGCGGCGCGCCAACGGCAUCGGGCCAUUAUCGCUGCUGCGCAGGAAAGGGAGGCGUUGGAGAAGGAGGGCGGGGGGAGGGUGGCGCUUCGCGAGGUGGCGGGGCCGGUGGGCGAGGAGCUGCCUGCGCCGCCGCCAGCCUACUAUUCGGCGCCGGUUUAUUCGACUUAUUGA